Molecule: messenger RNA, 979 nt
Organism: Eutrema salsugineum
Lineage: Eukaryota; Viridiplantae; Streptophyta; Magnoliopsida; Brassicales; Brassicaceae
Product: tetratricopeptide repeat protein 1
Exons: 5
Coding region: 49-843 (264 amino acids)
Molecular function (GO): protein binding
Source: RefSeq, a predicted model, not a curated record
GGUCGAUCUCAAUCGUUGAAUUUGCUAAGAUCCUGAGUGAGUUUGAAGAUGGUGUUGAUCGAAAGCGAGAGCGAUGAAGAAAUCUCCGUUAAAGAAGAACCAAAUCCGUCGCGUGAUUCCUCGUCGCAGCCCGAAGCAACGGAGGCGAAAUUUGCCGGCGGAGAUGAUUCCGAUGGAUUCGAAACUGCCAGCGAACGUGAAAUGAGCGAUAACGAAGAAGAAGAUGAAAGUAGUGUUAGGGAACAAGUCGCUGUAUCGAACAAGGAAUCGCAAGAUGCCAUCAGCGAUUGCCGAUCAAAACAGAAGAAAGACUUGGAAGACGCAAAUGAAGCUAAAGUGGAAGGAAAUAAACUAUUUGGUAAUGGUCUUUACGAAGAUGCAUUAUCAAAAUAUGAGCUUGCUCUACAGGUUGCUCAGGAUUUUCCUGAAUCUUUGGAGCUUCGAUCAAUUUGCCAUUCAAACAGAGCUAUAUGUUAUCUCAAAUUGGGGAAAUAUGAAGAAGCAAUCAAGGAAUGCACAAAAGCAAUAGAGCUGAAUCCAAAUUACACCAAAGCUUUUGUCCGUCGAGCAGAAGCUCAUGAGAAGCUUGAACACUUUGAAGAAGCCCUCACAGACUUGAAGAAGAUAUUAGAACUAGACCCUUCAAACGAUCAGGCUAGAAAAGGGAUUCGGCGUUUGGAACCCUUGGCGGCUGAAAAGCGAGAAAAGAUGAAAGAAGAAGCCAUAGCAAAGUUGAAGGAGAUGGGGAACUCGAUCUUGGGUAAAUUUGGGAUGAGUGUAGACAACUUCAAGGCUGUUAAAGAUCCAAACACUGGCUCUUACUCUUUUUCUUUCCAAAAUUAGUCAACCACAUUCUCAUGUUUCUGCAUCAACCAUUUCAUGUUCAUCGUGGUAAUAUCAAGUUCGUUUUGUUGUUGAAAGCUGCAUUGUUAUGCUUCUGUAAAUUCUUUGUUACGGUGAAGAAAAUUUUCCCCUUUUG